AUGUGCUGCCCGACGGCCCGGGGCGGGGACGGCUCAGCGCGACCUGACCUGCUGCAGCCUGGAUUCUACACGCCGCCAGUGGCUGCUGCCCGGGGUGGUGCUGACAGCCUUGGGGGGGUCCGCACUGUGCUGCCCGAUGGCCCGGGGUGGGGACGGUGCAGCGCCACCGCGCUGUGGCCUGGAUUCUGCACGCCGCCUACCAAAGCCACCAGACACUCGGCCCUAAGGGCCAUCUGCAGCGGACGGACGCGUCCACCGAAACGUCUGCAGCGGGAGUAA
Molecule: messenger RNA, 279 nt
Organism: Rangifer tarandus platyrhynchus (Svalbard reindeer)
Lineage: Eukaryota; Metazoa; Chordata; Mammalia; Artiodactyla; Cervidae
Source: the annotation of a GenBank genome assembly